Nestor notabilis (Kea) is the source of this 2399-nucleotide messenger RNA. RefSeq names its product Scm-like with four mbt domains 1 (gene SFMBT1). Lineage: Eukaryota; Metazoa; Chordata; Aves; Psittaciformes; Psittacidae. The transcript has 16 exons. Gene Ontology annotation, cellular component: nucleus. The record is from RefSeq and is a predicted model, not a curated record. Gene Ontology annotation, molecular function: histone binding; transcription corepressor activity. The annotation marks the transcript as partial. Gene Ontology annotation, biological process: regulation of DNA-templated transcription.
CUUCACAGAGGGAAAAACCCAUUGGAUCUCAUUGCACCCGGCUCCCGACUAGAACUGCAAAAUGUCCGGGAUUCCCUGGAAGCCUGGAUAGUCAACGUGGUAGAAAAUGUUGGUGGGAGACUUAAACUGCGAUAUGAAGGGAUGGAGGAUUCUGACAAAUUUGACCAGUGGCUGUUCUACUUGGACCCUUUCCUCCAUCAAGUGGGGUGGGCAGCUCAACAUGGAUAUAGCCUGCAGCCACCUUUAGCCAUUAGGUCCUUGAAGACCGAAGCAGAUUGGCAAGAGAUCCUGAAGAAAGUGAAAGAGGAGGAAGAGGAGUCAUCAGUUCCUACAGAUCUCUUUAAGGAUAAACCUGUGAUUGGAGUGCAUUCAUUCUCUGAAGGCAUGAAGUUAGAAGCUGUGGAUCCAAUGGCUCCAUUUGUAAUCUCUCCUGCUACAGUUCUCAAGGUGUACAAUGAAAAAUACUUCAUGAUAGAAAUUGAUGAUUUGAGACCAGACCGCACAACCAGCCAGUCUUACAUUUGUCAUGUCAACAGUGCUGGUAUUUUCCCUGUGCAGUGGAGUCUGAAGAACGGUUUGCAUCUCAUUCCCCCACCAGGUUAUCCUGGGCAGGACUUCGAUUGGGCAGACUACCUCAAACAGUGUGGUGCUGAAGCAGCUCCCCAGAGCUGCUUCCCUUCGUUAACUUCUGACCAUGGAUUUAAAGAGAAUAUGAAGCUUGAGGCUGUGAACCCAGUUGAUCCUGAAGAAGUUUGCAUUGCUACGGUCACCAAGUUGAAAGAUUCCUACCUCUGGCUUCAGUUGGAGGGCUCCAAGAAGCCCGUCCCUGACUGUAUAGUGAGCGUGGAAUCAAUGAAUAUAUUUCCAGUGGGUUGGUGUGAGACGAAUGGAUAUCAGCUCAGACCUCCUCGCAAAGCAAUAGUAAACAAGCAGAAAAAAAUUGCAGUAGUUCAACCAGAGAAACAAAUUCUGUCUUCAAGGACAGUUCAUGAUGGACUGAAGAACCAGGAAAUGAACUCUUCUGAUUCAGUGGUAAUUAAUGGAAAGUACUGCUGCCCAAAGAUCUACUUCAACCACCGGUGCUUCUCAGGGCCUUACCUUAAUAAAGGCAGGAUUGCAGAGCUUCCACAGUCUGUGGGGCCUGGGAACUGCGUCCUUGUUCUGAAAGAGGUUCUCACUUUAUUGAUCAAUGCAGCUUACAAACCUAGCCGUGUCCUGCGAGAACUGCAAUUGGAUGAAGAGGCUGCAUGGCAUGGCCAUGGAGAGACCCUAAAAGCCAAGUACAAAGGGAAGAGCUACCGUGCAACUGUGGAAGUUGUCAGGACAGCAGAUCGGGUGGCAGAUUUCUGCAGAAAAACAUGCAUCAAGCUGGAAUGUUGUCCAAACCUCUUUGGCCCUCAGAUGGUGCUGGACAAGUGUUCAGAGAACUGCUCUGUCCUUACAAAGACUAAAUACACACACUAUUAUGGAAAGCGGAAAAACAAGCGGAUAGGUAGGCCUCCGGGUGGCCACAGUAACCUGGAAGUAGCCAUGAAGAAACCAAAUAAAAGACGGAAGAGACGAAAACAUUUUUUUGUUCAUAAGAAAAAACGUUCUUCUACAUCAGUGGAUAACACUCCAGCUGGAUCUCCCCAGGGCAGCGGGGGAGAAGAAGAGGAUGACCAGGACGAGGUAGAUGAAGAGUCUCUGACUGAGGAUAGUACGUCAGAGCACCAAGACGAAUUGCUUGAGGAAUCAGAGGUAUCGGAGAAAAAAUCGCUGUCGUCCUCUCCUACACAGAGUGAACUGUCUCAUUCCCUGGCUCAGGACAGAGACAAGCGGAAGAGGAAGCUCAGAACCUUUUCCUUCUCUGAUGAUGAAAAUAAACCUCCUUCGCCAAAGGACAUAAAGGUGGAAGCUGCUGAAAAGCUGGAGCUGGACAGUAACCCUCUGGAAUGGAGCGUGGCUGAUGUUGUACGAUUCCUCAAAUCCACUGACUGUGCACCACUGGCAAGAAUUUUCCUUGAUCAGGAAAUCGAUGGCCAGGCACUGCUGCUGCUGACCCUGCCCACCGUUCAGGAGUGUAUGGACUUGAAGCUUGGGCCAGCUAUUAAACUUUGCCAUCACAUUGAGAGGGUGAAACUUGCCUUUUACCAGCAGUUUGCUAACUGAGGAGCAGCCAAGUUGAAGUGGACCUUUGAAGCACAACUACAAAAACAUUCUCCUUUCUUUUUAGCAAGGAAAGCCAAAUGAAAUUAAACUGAGGCCCUGGUGACCUAAGAGCAUCUGUCAGCCUCAGUUUUUCGCUUUGACAAAAAGAAGACAACAUCUGGAGCAAAAUGCCAGUCCAAACACGGGCUACUCUACCAGCUGCCAGCUCGGGAACACAAUAGUCUCUUGCUCUAUGGUUCCCUUUUUUU